Messenger RNA from Penicillium canescens, 1512 nucleotides. RefSeq names its product M81 family metallopeptidase. The coding region runs from base 1 to 1512 and encodes 503 amino acids. The record is from RefSeq and is a predicted model, not a curated record. The transcript has a single exon. Lineage: Eukaryota; Fungi; Ascomycota; Eurotiomycetes; Eurotiales; Aspergillaceae.
AUGUCGCGCCCAGUCAUUGCUAUCGCAGGACUCGCCUGUGAAACUUCCACUUUCUCUCCAGCACGGACCUUGGCCGAGGCCUUUCAUCCUCGUCGUGGCAUAGAAAUAAUCGACAAGUAUUCCUUUCUCCACGCCGGAACCCCUCUUGCAGAUGCUGCAGAAUGGAAAGGUAUACUUAUCGGUCAUGCACUUCCUGGAGGCGUUGUGGUACAAGCUGGUUUCGAACAAUUAUGUAGUGAAAUCAUUGCACGCCUGACGGAAUUGGUCGCCUCAACAACCAUUGAUGGACUGUGGUUUGAUAUUCAUGGCGCAAUGUGUGUUGAGGGCAUGGAGGAUGCUGAAGCUGAGCUUCUCCGCCGCAUUCGGGUUGUCAUGGGCCCUGAUGUUUUGGUAUCGGCCUCGAUGGACCUACAUGGAAAUGUGUCUCGCGAAUUAGCACAUCAAACGGACCUGAUAACGUGCUAUCGCAUGGCACCUCAUGAAGAUGCUUGGAAAACAAAAGAGCGCGCUUGCUGGAACCUUGUUAAUGUACUGGCAUCGCGCAAUGACAGCUUGAAGCGGCCAUUGAAAGCCUGGAUCCCAAUUCCAAUUCUAUUACCUGGAGAGCAGACAUCGACCCGCAUCGAGCCAGCAAAAAGCCUUUACGCUCUGUUACCUGAAGUGGAAGCCAUGGAGGAUAUUUUAGAUGCCGCGAUAUGGGUUGGUUAUGCUUGGGCCGAUGAACCGCGCAAUCACGCCGCGGUAAUUGUUACUGGAUGGGUUGAAGAUGUGAUAGCUGCGGAAGCUAAGAGACUCGCAUCCUUCUUCUGGGAAUCACGCAAAAAGUUUCACUUUGUGGCGCCAAGCGGCUCUCUUCAAAGCUCUAUCGACAAGGCACUGGCAUCUUCAGCAAGACCAUUCUUCAUUUCAGACUCAGGGGACAACCCAACAGCCGGUGGAGUAGGGGACGUGACUUGGAGCCUGAAUGAGUUGCUAGGCAGAGCCGAAUUCCGUCAGGAAGACGGCCCGACUGCGAUCUAUGCAAGUAUGCCGGGACCAGAAGCACUGACCAUCAUAACAAAAGCCGGAGUGGGUGCGACGGUGACCAUCACCGCGGGUGCUUUGGUUGAUAAUAUUCACUCAGGGCCUGUUACAAUGACGGGGAAAGUUCAUUCAAUCAAGUGCGGAGAUAUCCAUGCUGAGAUUGAGGCCGUCAUGCAAGUUGGAAGUAUCUAUGUGAUCUUGACCCGACGUCGGAAACCAUAUCAUCUCGAGAAGGAUUUUCUCGAACUCGAUUUGAAGCCUCGAUUAUCAGAUAUCGUUAUAGUGAAGAUUGGGUACCUUGAACCAGAAUUGUUCGAAAUGGCAGCAGACUGGAUCCUUGCUCUUACUCCGGGUGGUGUCGAUCAGGAUCUACCGCGCCUUGGGCAUCAUCGCAUUUGCCGCCCCAUGUGGCCAUUUGAGAAAGAGUUCUCCCACACUCCUGACCUCAGUGCGCGAAUUAUACCGUCCUCAAACCUGCCACUGACGUAG